CAAAUUGGACAGUUGUGAUUAAAUCUGGAAAUUAAAUUCAUUGAACCCAAAAAACAAAAAAAACUUUCGUUUCUCUCUCCUCUUUCUCACUGAUAAUUUCUUCUUUGUCCUCAAACAUUUUUCAGGUUUCCUCACCUCAAUCAUCUACUCAAAAGUCAGGAAUUUGCUACAAUCUACACCAUUCUUGAACAAUAUUCUAAUUUGUUGCAAAAUUUCUUAAUUAUAGAGCUGUUUUUUUUUUUUAAAAAAAAAGAAAAAAAGAAAGUGUUUUUAGUUCGUCUCUUCAGCAGCAGCACUAAUGGCGGAGAAAGGUGCAAAAGGGUUUUCUCUUGGCAAAGGAGCAGUGCCCUUAAAAGGAAAGGAUGAUGACUCCACAAAAUUAAAGAAGGGAAGGAAAGUGCAGUUCGAAGAUGAAGAGUCCCCUGCAAACUUUUCAUCAAAAUCUGGUGGAAAGGGUGAACCUUUGAAAGGAGGGAAGGGCUCUACUCGAAAAGAACCGGCUAAGUAUGAACUUAAUGUUCAGUCAGAGCUUCCAAAGAACUCCCAAUGUGUGAUGGAUUGUGAGGCAGCUGACAUCUUGCAAGGAAUCCAGGAGCAAAUGAUUUUUCUCUCUCGUGAUCCAACUGUCAAACUUCCUGUUUCAUUUGACAAGGGAUUACUAUAUGCCAAAGCUGGAGGACGAUAUUCGAAUCCCAAGGCUGUCAGAAAGGCUCUCGGGACUCUCAAGAAGUAUGGAGUUUCUGAUGGAGAGAUAUGUGUCAUUGCCAAUACUUGCCCUGAGAAUGCUGAAGAGGCUUUUGCCUUGGUCCCUUCCCUGAAGGCCAAGAAAAACAAGAUCAAUGAACUACUUGAAGAGGUCAUAUCUCAGCUGGUUACAUUGAAAUUGCCAACAGAACCAUAGAGAGUAGAAAGGGGAGAUGCCAAGCCCUUGCAGCAUGUCGAAACUACAUGAUAUGCAUCAACUUACAUCACUACCCUUACUUGGCCUUUGUUAGUUGGUUUUGUAUAGGUCUUAAUUUUGUAAGAACGUUUUUCAGUGUAGUCUGUUAAUUGAUGUCAAACUGUAACAUGUAAAUCCUAACUGUAUGAACCUAUCUACUUUUGAGUUUCAAUGCUCUCCUUAACUGCUGAUCUUUAGUCAAUAUCCAUCUGUGUGCCAAUUACUUGCUACUA
Molecule: messenger RNA, 1173 nt
Organism: Chenopodium quinoa (quinoa)
Lineage: Eukaryota; Viridiplantae; Streptophyta; Magnoliopsida; Caryophyllales; Amaranthaceae
Product: DNA-directed RNA polymerases IV and V subunit 4-like
Exons: 10
Coding region: 299-901 (200 amino acids)
Biological process (GO): DNA-templated transcription initiation
Cellular component (GO): RNA polymerase complex
Molecular function (GO): nucleotide binding
Source: RefSeq, a predicted model, not a curated record